UUCUUUGUCCGAAUUGAUGCGCCUCGAGUUCCUUGGUACUGUCCAAGAAAAUCAGCAAGUUCAAGUCCUGGACUCCUCCAAUCUAAAGCUGGAGAAGCAGCAGCAUCAUCAUCAGCAGCAGCAGCCGCAGAAUUUCCGUCUUCCAUCGUUCUGCCUUCGAGCAAGGAUGGAACUCUCCUUCGACACAAGCGAAGGCGGACUGCUAGCAGUGGACUCGCACCGCUCGGUGCCAGCUCCCUUCCUCACCAAGACAUUCCAUCUCGUUGACGAUUCCAGCACGGACGACGUCGUCUCCUGGAGCGAAGACGGUACCACGUUCGUCGUCUGGCGACCCCCGGAAUUCGCCAAGGAUAUCUUGCCGAAUUACUUCAAGCACAAUAACUUCUCCAGUUUCGUCCGGCAGCUCAACACCUACGGAUUUCGAAAGAUCGUCUCGGACAGAUGGGAGUUCGCAAACGAGUACUUCCGCAAGGGACAACAGGACCUCCUCUGCGAAAUUCACCGGAGGAAGACCGGGCAGCCGAACACGAUGCAACCAAUCCGACAAACCAGCACUGCAGAAGAUAUCCUCUGGUCGCACGUCACCACCACCUCUCCAGUCCCAUCCCCACGGGCUCCACACUUCACAGCAGCAGUGUCCAUCUGCGACGAGAACGAGCGACUGCGCCGGGACAACUGCAUUCUAAUGUCGGAGCUCUCCCGCCUCCGAAGGCUCAACGACGAAGUCCUCCUGUUCGUGCAGAACCAAGCUCGGAUGCCCCUCCAGCAGGAUCUCAGCUGCAUCAAGUGGCUCAAGUACAACACCCUCCCACCACUGCUGCCACCGCCACCGGCUUCUCCAAGAUUCGAGGAAAUUGUCGAGGAUCGCAGGCCUGCCACCAGAGUCGCACACAGCAGCCGCCUCUCUUCCAUCGUUUCAAUGGCUGCCACCAGGCCGACUUCCGCUUCUACGCCUUACGUGAAAGACACUCCACCGAAGGUCCCAACACUGUGCUUGCUGGAGAGCAAGGCCAAGGAGCUCUCGUCCUCUACGACCGAUGCUUCUUCCAAAGUCACUUCAUCGAGCUCGUCCGAUGAUUCGCCCAAGCUGUUUGGAGUGCCUCUCAACGGGAAGAAGAGGCCACACUCCCCGAGCAGCGACUCGUCGUCUCAGGCACGGCUAAAGAGCCCGCGGCCGGAUAUUUCACUCCAGCUCGGCACGGAUCCCUGUUGGUUAAAAGUUUGCAAAUCUGUCAGUGAGAAAAUAUUCAUCUGACUUCCCAGGUGAUAAUUACCCAAUACCCGUUGAUGCAAAAAAGUACGCGACGAUUUAGCUGAUUGUAACGAAAGUCGUUAGAAGGAAAGAACAAAAAAGAGCAAAGAAAAAUCUGCCACAGGCAGCAAAUCAAUCGCC
Molecule: messenger RNA, 1393 nt
Organism: Selaginella moellendorffii
Lineage: Eukaryota; Viridiplantae; Streptophyta; Lycopodiopsida; Selaginellales; Selaginellaceae
Product: heat stress transcription factor B-4
Exons: 2
Coding region: 17-1255 (412 amino acids)
Biological process (GO): regulation of transcription by RNA polymerase II
Cellular component (GO): nucleus
Molecular function (GO): RNA polymerase II cis-regulatory region sequence-specific DNA binding; DNA-binding transcription factor activity
Source: RefSeq, a predicted model, not a curated record